AGUACUUUAUUUUGUCCUAAAUGAUCAAUGGACAUGUAUCUAAGAACAAUGGUCAAAUGUUCCCAACUUUUGGCUGGUACAUUUUUUCACAAUUUUGAUAUAAAGUUGCAAAUAUCACUGUAUGUAGCAGACAGCCAUUCUGCAAUGAUGAUGUCAUAGCUGUUCCUUAAUUGGCCAAUCACAGCUGGGGUAUUAGAGCUCAUAGUGCAAUUGACCAAUCACAGUCCAUGUAUUCUGAGUCUUGGUUCGCAUGCACUGUCUGUAUGUCUAGUCUGCUAGUGCACCAUGACCAUGGAGUGUUGCAUGCACAUUGUUGAUGGCGAUUCGACAAAUAUUAUCUCUUUUUCUGAGACAAGCUGGAGGAAAUUUGUUAUCAGUGUUCACCAGUGGAAGGAAUUUGACAUUAAAGAAGGUGUUAUUGCUACCCAUGCCAUUGAAAAGUAUGAUUUGGAGCUUGUUUUGUCUCCAGAUAUUCUCAAUGUGCCUCCUCAAACUUUGGGUUACCAUCGCGCAUGUUACAUGCGAUUUACCGACAAAACUAAGAUCGAGAGGGUCAGGAAGAAGCAAGAAAGAUCAGGACAUGAAGCCACAAGAACCAACGAUGUUCCACUGGAGGCAGAAGAUUCAGGGAUAAAGCCACCUUCAAAGAUCCGACAACUUCGACCGAGGCAGUCGGAUCAGCAUAGUGUUCAGCCAAGGGUUCGGCAUAUUCUUCCAGUGCAGUGCAUAAUAUGUAGGAAAGACAAAACAACUUGUGAUCAUUUUACAAGGAAAAGAAGGAAGGAGAAAUUAACUCAAUGUGAAACAAUUUCAGCAGGUAAGCUUGUACUUGCUGCAGAAAUGCGCACCGAUGAGAAGAUUUUGAUGCAGAUUCGUGGGAAGGACCCUGUCGCAUUGGAAGUGAGAUACCACUUGAGCUGUUACCAGAACUAUACAAGGUUUCUCACAAAGAAGGACAAAGAAGAAAACUCUGAGAACAUUUUGUAUAAGAAGUCAUAUGAUCAUUUUUGUAGAUCAGUUGUUGAUGUAAGAGUGGUGAAGGGUCGAGAAGUGUUAAGGUUACAGAAAUUGCUUGGAUUGUUCAAGAAGUGUGUGAAGGAGGUAGAGGGAAAAGAAAUCCCAAGUUACAAGUCAUUUAAUUUAAAGCGAAGGCUUCAAAAGACCUUUCCAUUUCUCAAAUUUCUUAGGUCUUCUCACAGUAAUGCUAGUGAUUUAGUUUUUGUUGAAGAUUUAUCUAUGGAUGAAGUUGCAGAGGACGUUGUUCAUCCAUUUUCAUCCGACAUAAGCAGUACAGAUGAGACUGAUGGGGAUACCGACUCUGACAUUCAUCAAACUGAAGGAGCUCCUCAAGUGAGAACAUCAUGUGACUUGAGACCACUAUAUCAUGCAGCACAAUCACUCAGAAGAGCAAUAGAAAGAGGUUCUAAUUCCAUUCCUCAGCCUCCAUGGCCACCAACUGCGAGAGACUUAACUGCAGACAUGGCUUUGGGAUUAGUACCAGAUGCGCUGUAUAACUUUAUGGCAUGGACUGUAGGUGCAACUAAUGAACUCCCUCCAGAUAAUUCAAGAGUGCAGGUGAAGGAUGCAAAGAAAAGUAAGAUUGUCUCAAUAUGCCAGGACGUAAUGAAUCUUGCUUCCAGCGGUAGGACGAUUAUGCCAAAGCACUCUGCUCUGGCUAUGUCGGUGAGACACCUUACUGGCUCGGCGCAGCUCAUUGGGCUGUUGAAUGGAUUAGGGCACUGCUCCUCGAACUCACAAGUCCUCGAGCAUGACACUGCCCUUGCUCAACUCCAAAUUCAACGAGGCGAGAACUUCAUUCCUCCCAACAUUUUGCCAUCUGUACAUACCACACUAGUGUGGGAUAAUAAUGACUUUGGGGAGGAGACCCUCUCCGGUAAAGGGACAACCCAUAACACCAAUGGCAUAAUCUUGCAGAGGCCAUCACCAGCAACUACCCAUCGCACUGAAAGUAUCUCGGUAGAAAGGACACGUAAGAGGUCUAUACAGCCACCAGCAGCAAACAUUGACUACUACAGUGGAGGGCAAAGAAGAGGUCCUUUCAUUGAGCAAGAUGUCGCUGUAGAUUUAGAAGACCAUAUCCACAUCCAACAAAGUUCAAGGAGAUUAGACAGUGCAUACUACUUCACCAAGGUUUCAAAUGUACAUGCAUUGCCAGGUUGGAGUGGGUUCAACACAUUACUUCAGAGAUGUGAUAUUCCACCACUGACAAAUAUAGGAUAUCUACCAGUCAUAGAUGCCAGCCCAACCAAUUUGAACACUGUAUACACCAUCCUUUGUCGCAGUGUUGCCAUUGCUGAUCAGCUAGGGCUAAAUAGGAUCGUAGUAGUCUUCGACCAAGCAAUUUAUGCGAAGGCCCAAGAAAUCAGAUGGAGAAAUGACAUGUUCAGGGACAGACUUGUCAUUCGCAUGGGGGAAUUUCAUACUGCUAUGGCUUACCUCGCCUGUAUAGGAAAGAGGUUUGGGGAUGCUGGAUUCCAGGACAUUGUCAUUGAAUCAGAAGUUGUUGCUGCUGGGUCCUUAAGAGGAGUCAUAAGUGGUCAUCACUACAAUAGGAGUCUAAGGGCUCACAAGCUAGUAUGUGAGGCUCUUCAUCGUUUGUGUUGGCAGGCCUUCUUUGACACCCUUUCAGAGGAAGAUCAAGCUCAAUCACAGAAAAUUGUCUCGGACAUGCAAGCAGCAUUUCCAUCUCAGGACUUUGAUUACUACAUUGACUCAGAAGCAUAUCAGAAUCUAAGCACUAGCUAUGAUAACUUCAUCAUCGAAAAUAAGAACAAUGAGACUUUUCAGUUCUGGUGCUCGUACAUGGAAAUGGUUGGUGAUUUGCUACAAUUUAUCAGAGCAACAAGACAAGGAGAUUGGAACCUACACCUGUCCUGUGUGCGCUCAAUGCUUCCCUGGUACUUCUCGUAUGAUAGGGUAAACUAUGCGAGAUACUUGUCUGCCUACUGGGUUGAAAUGUGUGCACUGAAGGAAACUCAUCCAGAUAUUCAUGAUGCAUUGCGUGCUGGUAAUUUUGUUGCUCAACGACAACAGAAUCAUGGUUUUGCCCAGGUUGCUUGUGACCAAGUGAUAGAGCAAACAGCAAAUCGGGACUCAAAGACCAAGGGAGGAUUGACAGGAUUUACCCUCAACAAGGGUGCUGUGUACAGGUGGACUCUUUCACAGCAUGAAAGAGCUGCCAUUACAAGAGAAUGUCAAGAGAUGGCUGGUCGUAACACCUCAACUCGACAAAGGAUUGACUUGGAUAGAUCAAGAAUAGAUCGUGAUGAAAGGGACAUCCAGAACAUCAUGGACACGAUACUCAAUAUGGUCAACCCAUUCGAUGCCUCACUUGAGAGAGAACAGCUGUACAACAUAACAUCUGGACAAAUGGCACCAAAACCUGUUCUUCAAGACCUGAAGGGAGCAAAAGAGAAGGGGGAAGAGGCUCUCAUGUCAUUUUGUCAGGACCGAUUACUCAAACAAGAUGUCGGCUUCCAUGAUACCCUGAAGAGAAAUAAGCUGAAGACCUUCAAAGAUGCAGCAAAAUCCUCAAUCACGAGAGUGAAAGGAAGAGAGAUUGCACUCAAGGCUGAUAGAAACUUGUUUGCACGUCUUAUUGUGGUCGGCACCGUUCGAAAGAUUGAUAUCGGAGAGAUGCUUGUGCAUACUUUGGGACCAUUGCCUGCUCCUUUAGCUAAUCAUGAUGGCUCUCUAGUGAAGACAAACAAAGCCAAACUACUUCAUUUCCUAGAGGGAUCUGUAAAACCAUCACCAACGAUAGAAGAUAUCCCUUUCGGAUCUACAUGGGUGUGGGAUGCUAUGGCAUUGAUCCGCAGCAUCAAACCUCCUUCUACAUUUGGGCAAUUUGCGGACCAGGUACUCAAGAUAUUAGUGAAGCAAGCAAAGAUGAACAAAUCUAAAAUUGUUCACUUUGUUCCUGACAGAUACAAAUCCAAGAGCAUCAAGAAUGCUGAACGAGGGCGACGUGCUGUCGAGGGGUCCCAGCUCACAAAAAUCUUCUCUGGUGACCAGAAGAUACCAAACCAGUGGACAAAGUUUCUCUCUUCUGGGGAGAACAAGGAGAAUCUCCUCCAAUAUCUCUUUGAGAGAUGGAGCCAGUCGGGAAAGGACAUAAUUGAUGAUGUCACGGUUAUUGUUGGACAUGGGGAAGAAUGCCAUGCCAUUCGCAUGGACAGGAGCAAGGGAGAGCUGGAAAUACAACCUUUACCGGCAUUAUUCUCUACCCAAGAAGAGGCAGACACCAGACUCCUCCUUCACAGUCUACAUGCUGCCAGUUGUAGUGUUGAUGUAAUUAUCAACAGUCCCGACACUGAUGUGUUCAUCCUCUGUCUGGCUUUUUCACAAGAUAUUGACGCAAACAUGUAUUUCCGGACAGGCCAAGGCAACAAGACCCGAACCAUCGCCAUCGGUAAUGUCUUCAACCAUUUCGGCCAAGAUGUGUGCAGAGCCCUCAUUGGAUUGCACUGUUUCACAGGUUGUGACACAGUGAGUGCCAUGUAUGGCAUUGGGAAGGUGAGAGCUCUGAAAUUGAUGAUGUCUAGCAAAGAGCACUGUACCACAUUUCAGAAUCUGGGAGCAUCAUUUUCAGUGCCUCUAACCCUGUAUGAAGGCAUCGAGGCAUACACCUGUGAGCUUUAUGGACAGAAGGGGUGCAAAGAUGUUAAUGAUGCAAGAUGUAAAUUGUUCAAGAGCGGCACUUGCGGAGAGAAGAGCUUACCCACAAACAAGGACAGUCUCCACAAGCACACACAGAGGGCAAAUUACCAAGCUGCUGUCCACAAGCUUUGUCUUGACCCUAAACCAGAGACACCAUCUCCAGAGAGCCAUGGAUGGAAGGUUGAGGAUGAUGCGUACGUCAUUGAUUGGAUGACACUGCCACCAGCACCUGCCAGUGUAUUAGAGCUCUCUCACUGUUCAUGCAAGAAGACACAGUGUACACAAGGCCGUUGCUCCUGUCUUCAAAAUAAUAUGCCAUGCACCGAUAUGUGCUCAUGCAUCGAUUGCGCAAAUUUGCCAUCCAUGUCAAACAGAGUAGGGGAUGAUGAUGAUGAUGAUGAUUCUGAUGAGGAAUUGGAGGCUGUGAUAUGAUAAUUUUUUAGAUAUAUCUACACCAAAUCAGUGUAAAGAAAAAAAAUGUAUUGAACUUAAGCUUUUAUUAACAUUUAACUGAACGUUAUACAGCUUGUCAUUUGAUUAUCUACCCAUCUGAAGAAAUUGCUAAAAUCAAAUUUUGUGUUUUGCAGGUAAUGAUAUAAAAUAAUAAUAUUCCGCUUUUAAACAGGUCCUAGCGCUUAAUAGAUCCAGAAUGUCUCUAAGCGCUUUAGAGAUAUCAUAUACUAUUAAUGUAAUGUAAUAUGCAUAUGACUUCCUUCACAAAUGUAUCUUUUGUUGUUUCAUUAUAAGAAACUCUUUAAAACCAUAUUUCCAAUGUCUUAACACGAUUUUGAAACAUACCCCGGUACAAACUAUUUCAACCAGCUAUUCUUGCAUGCAUUUCUUAUCAUCUUGAAUACAGAGCUACUGCACAGUAACUUACUGUUGAUAGAUGCUUGUACUACUUCUUUCAGUCAUCCAUAAUAUUUGUCCUACGAUAAUGUGGAAAUAAUUGUAAAUGAAAAUAUGUUGUAAAAAGGUACAUUGUAAAUAAUUAACUGUAAUGUCUUUUCUUGUUCAUACACCGUACUGUCAUUCCAACAUAUAUUUUGUUUUUGUUUUUAUUUUUUUACAUUUGAGAUACUUCAUUCAAUUUUGUAUCAGGAACCCUAAAUUACAAGCCCUGCUUUGUAGGUUUCCUGUACA
This is a messenger RNA of Strongylocentrotus purpuratus (purple sea urchin), 5823 nucleotides long. RefSeq lists its product as uncharacterized. The transcript has 2 exons. NCBI's taxonomy places the organism in Eukaryota, Metazoa, Echinodermata, Echinoidea, Camarodonta, Strongylocentrotidae. Bases 286 to 5112 code for a protein of 1608 amino acids. The record is from RefSeq and is a predicted model, not a curated record.